Phaethon lepturus (White-tailed tropicbird) is the source of this 501-nucleotide messenger RNA. RefSeq names its product olfactory receptor 5D16-like. Gene Ontology annotation, biological process: G protein-coupled receptor signaling pathway; sensory perception of smell. Gene Ontology annotation, molecular function: olfactory receptor activity; odorant binding. NCBI's taxonomy places the organism in Eukaryota, Metazoa, Chordata, Aves, Phaethontiformes, Phaethontidae. The record is from RefSeq and is a predicted model, not a curated record.
AUGGUGGAGGCGGCUGACGGAAGGGGGGCACCCAGAAUAUACCUGCUGACUCUACUGGGAAAUCUGGGGAUGAUUGUGUUCAUCAACAGCCUCCACACCUCCAUGUUCUUCUUCAUCAACAGCCUUUCCUUCUUCGAGUUUAGCUUCAUUUCUGUGCCAUGCCCCCCAUCCCAAAUCUCUCCUGCCCUGACACAUGCAUCACUGACCUGGUCCUCAACCAUCCACUUCGCUCUCACCUCCUACAUCCGCAUCAGAGUUGCCAUCCAGAAGAUUAAGUCCACCAAAGGCAGAUGAAAAGCCUUCUCCACCUCUGCUUCCCACCUAACUCCUGCCACCAUAUUCUAUGGGACAAGCUCCUUCAUGUACUUCACACCCAGUUCAAAAUUCUCCACAGAGCACAAAUCCUAUGAUUUACAGCCUGAGGAACAAGGACAUCAAAUAAGCCCUUCAAAGGACAGUAGCAAGGCUGCAUUCCUCUGUGAGAACCAUAUUGAUUCAUGA